Messenger RNA from Ahaetulla prasina, 4094 nucleotides. It is a transcript of the gene SLC35E2B, whose product is annotated as solute carrier family 35 member E2B. Gene Ontology annotation, cellular component: Golgi apparatus. The transcript has 9 exons. Bases 559 to 1818 code for a protein of 419 amino acids. Lineage: Eukaryota; Metazoa; Chordata; Lepidosauria; Squamata; Colubridae. The record is from RefSeq and is a predicted model, not a curated record. Gene Ontology annotation, molecular function: antiporter activity.
UGAGCAGGCCCACCUCCCUGACUGAUGGAGGUAGCUCCCGUGAUGGCUGCGGAAGAAGAAGAGAGGAUCUGCCAGAGAACAGAGGCAGGUGUGUUUGUGUACAGGACAAUCCGGGCACGAUUGUUUUUGCUCUGCAUUGCAAGUAGGGGGAAUAAUUUGCGAUUGUGGGUUUGAAAGGGCUGUUCCGGAGACAUUUGACAAGCUGACCUUUUCUGGCUGCACAACUGCAGAAGGAAAUCGAUUUAAGAACCAAAGACGACUUUGGAUAUCGUUCAUUGUUGCUGUGGGCUGUGCGUUGCAGUUGUUUGUUCAUGAAAGUAAAUACUUUUGACAAAAGAGGCUUCAUGGGAAGGGCUGUUGAAUUUUGUUCCCGCCGAGAAAAGCGAACGGGGGUGCCUGAAUUGCCAUCAAGAGCUAGACAGACGACAACGGAGCGACGUAUGACCAAAUGCACCUGAAGCUCUUCGUAAGCCAAGGAGAUUUGGAGGGCCCCCCCACUCAAGUUCGAGGGCUCCGCUUUGGCAGUUGAGCAUCGGGCCAGACCUCGCCUCCCCGAACAUGGCCACCCUAACCAGCAGCUCCACUUUGGACCCGUCCACCUCCAGCCCUUCCGCCUCCCUCGCUCUGCCUCUGUUGGACGACAAACCCAAAGCCAAAAACCUCUUCCAGUUGGGCUCCCUCUUCCAUAGCCGGAGCGAACGCUUCGUCAUCGCCCGGAGCGACAGCGUGCCGGAAGAAAACGUCCUGAAGAUCACCAUUACGGAGACCACCGUGAUUGAGUCGGACCUGGGCAUCUGGAGUUCUUACGCUCUCACCUACCUCACUCUCUGGUUCUUCUUCAGCUUCUGCACUCUCUUCCUGAAUAAGUACAUCUUGUCGCUGCUGGAAGGGGAGCCGAGUAUGUUAGGAGCCGUUCAGAUGCUAUCCACCACCUUCAUUGGCUGCAUUAAAAUGUUCGUCCCUUGCUGUCUUUAUCAGCACAAGACACGUCUCUCCUACCCUCCAAAUUUCAUCAUGAUUAUGCUUUUCGUUGGCUUGAUGCGGUUUGCAACUGUGGUUUUGGGACUUGUCAGCUUGAAGAACGUGGCCGUUUCCUUUGCCGAGACUGUGAAGAGCUCAGCACCCAUUUUUACCGUUAUUAUGUCGCGCAUGAUUUUAGGAGAAUACACCGGGCUGUUUGUGAAUCUCUCUCUAGUCCCAGUGAUGGGCGGACUGGCCUUGUGCACCGCGACCGAACUGAGUUUCAACAUCCUCGGCUUCUCGGCGGCCUUGUCGACCAAUAUCAUGGACUGUUUGCAGAACGUUUUCUCCAAAAAGCUGCUGAGCGGGGACAAAUACCGUUUCUCUGCUCCUGAGCUUCAGUUCUACACCAGUGCAGCUGCUGUGAUCAUGCUUAUUCCGGCUUGGGUCUUUUUCAUGGAUAUGCCGGUGAUCGGGAAAAGUGGGCGGAGUUUCCAGUACAACCAGGACAUCGUGGUGUUGCUCCUGAUGGACGGAGUGCUAUUCCACCUCCAGAGUGUCACCGCUUACGCGUUGAUGGGAAAGAUUUCCCCUGUAACUUUCAGUGUGGCCAGCACGGUGAAGCACGCCCUGUCCAUCUGGCUCAGCAUUAUUGUCUUUGGGAACAAGAUCACUAGUCUCUCGGCUGUCGGGACGGUGCUGGUGAUCAUCGGAGUCCUGCUGUAUAACAGAGCCAAGCAGCACCAGCAGGAAAGCCUCCGGAAUCUGGUGGGGACAGCCGCAACCCCCCAACCGUCUCCGGCGAUCAAGGAAGACUCCGAGCCUCUCCUCUCCAAAGACCCCUGUCCGUUUGAAUGAAACCACCGUCCGCAUCUCAGCCGUUCAUUUUGCUACGCGGAAGUUUAGAAGAAGGACAUUGUUUCUCUCUCUCUCUCUCUCUCUCUCUCUCUCAAAGCUCUUGGUGAUUCCCCCACCCCCAAGACCCAUCACGCUCGCAAGCCGGGGCCUGCUAUGAUAAGGAAAACGGGUGUAGAGACCCAGGUGAGAAUCGCGAGCAUCGAAUGGAAGAGUCCUUCCUAAGACUUUUUGUGCUCUGCCGUCCGUUAUAUUCGAAAAGUGUCUUGAAAGACACUUUUGGUCCAUUCAUUCCCCCAGACCGAUGUGAAAUCCAGCCGAGUUUGCCAUUGUCCAAAGGGGAACAAAACCCAGCCGGAUCCCCACGUUGGCCACCACUACAGUGGUCCAAACUCCCAAAGCUGGAGAAGACUCGGCUUCCGGAGUCUCAAAAAUCGCCAAAACGUCCCUUGCUGGGAACAGCAGGAUCUGACAACCACCAGCGUGGGCGCAUGUCACACAUGCAACAGGUCUUCCGUCCUAGGACAUCCUUUGCUAGGUCUGAGUUCCAGAACGUCACUCUCUGGAUGAAACCCUUCUGAAGAUAUUCCGAUGAGAAGUCAUCAGCAAUUUUUGACCCACGGCAGCCUCUUAGCUCGCCUCCAUGCCGACCAAGCUAAAAUUUCAGCUUCCCCUCCCCCCACCCAAGAGUGGACCAUAUUGACUUGGUUUGGGGGGGGGAUAGAGCUGAGAAAUAUUUUUGCACAGAUGGCAAAGAAGAGGCUGCUUUUGAUAUUUCUUUUAUUUUGUUUUCCGUGCCGUUGAGGGCUUGCAAUAAACCCCCCAGCCGACCUUCCAAAUCGGGAUGCCCUGCUAAUAGCAAUCAAGAAGUGAUUUGGGGAAAGGCACACUUAGAAAUGCCUGUUUCUAGCUUCUUCUGAGUUUUAAGACUGGAGACAUCUCGGGAUUGUAAAAACCAGGAGGAAAAAAUGGUGCAUUGCGUAUUGUCCUGGAUCAUGUGCGGUGCGAUGCCUCUUAGCAAUCAAAUUAGCCAAAAAGCUGCUGGAGACGUAAAUUGAGGUUUCACGGAGCCAAGAGUUUUAAAACUCGACGCAUUCGGGAUCGUAAAAACGAGGAGAAAAAAAAAAUUGUGCAUUGCGUAUUGUCCUGGAUCAUGUGGUGUUUAGCAAUCAGAUAACCCCCCCCAAAAAAAAAAAACUGAUGGAGAAGGAAAUGAGAUUUCACAGAGCAAAAGCCUCUCAAAAUAAUGUCUGGAAAUCCCAUUAGGUGUUUUUGGGAAGCUGCCUUUAUGUCAGCUCAUCUCCGUCUAGAUUAGUUUUGCUACUCUGGGACCACUGAGGUAAUUCCCUCCUAGUUAACGACAAAUCCAUCCAGGUCUUUGUGGCUUCGGUAUUGAUAGCCCAGGACUGCUCAUGGGCUGUUAGCAAUUUCGUUGGAAAUAAAAACCACUGAGCCCAUGAACUGAGCAGCUUGACGCUCUGAGCCUAUAUUGAUUGCGCUACAAUCCGUCUGUACGAAACGUGGUCAGAUAUUCAUCGCAGGGGGGGAAAAAUAAUGUUUAUCCUCAGCACGUUAAUAUAUUUUUAAUUUCAGAGUGGGGGGAAAAAAGCCUAUUCCACGUUUCCUGACUUGUCAGCCCGUGGCACCUAAAUUGGCUGCCCCCACUCCGAAUGUUUUUCUCUCGUCCUUCCCACCCCCAACUCAGUUUCGUUAGUCUUUGUGCGGAAAAAAAAUGGGUACCUCCAACAAUGCUUUCUGUUAAACUAUGAGGAGCACUUGGACUUUGGAUGCCGAGUUUCUCAGGCAGAACGGUCUGCCUGCUAUUUGUCUCUCCAAAACGCCGACAUGAUUUUCUCUUGUCCUGGGCAUACUUGAAAGGCAAAACAUUUUUUUUACAGGUGCUUGUGUGUUGGGGCCAAAAUCGUCCGUAUCUCAGAUGCCAAGAUAAGACGGCAAAGAGUUUGGAGACUGGUUUAAGAACGGGGUGUGCUCUUGCUUAUAAGCCACUUGGCAUCAUUCCGACGACCACUUUAAAAUCUUGACUAGAGACCAAUCCUGUGGAUAGCAUUUCAUGACCUGUGUAAGACAACAAAUCAUUUAGAAUUUGCUUGAUGUAGGGAAUUUCUCCCCCCCACUCCAAAAAAAAAAAGAAAAGAAAAUUAAUUCAGGUGUAAUCCUGUAUCUGUUUUCUUCUCAGAAGUUCUGCAUCAAAACAUUAAACGUCACUGAAGGGGCAUCUGUUUUCCUCUUUGGUUUAUAUGAUCGUCAACCUGUGUUGU